CGAAACGACAGAACUGUGUUGUUUUGUCGAUAGUGGUUGUGUCCGUUUCAAAUGUACCAUUGUAGACCGACUCAGAUUAAGUCUGAGGCCGUUAACAUCAACAGUGAGGACAAACCCAGCCUGCCACUCUCCUUCCACACUGAGUAGAAACCUACAGUCACUGGGUCCUGAUUGUGACAGUGGAGCCCAGUUUGCACUGCAGGAUCCAGAGAUGGCAUCAGUGAAGCUGGAAGACUGCAGUCAAACACUGGAGCUGAAUGUCAACAUUAAAGAUGAAGAAGAGGAGGAGAAGAUUAGGACAACUGUUAGUCAUGACCGACUCAGAUUAAGUCUGAGGCCGGUAACAUCAACAGUGAGGACAAACCCAGCCUGCCACUCUCCUUCCACACUGAGUCCAAACCUACAGUCACUGGGUCCUGAUUGUGACAGUGGAGCCCAGUUUGCUCUGCAGGAUCCAGAGAUGGCAUCAGUGAAGCUGGAAGACUGCAGUCAAACACUGGAGCUGAAUGUCAACAUUAAAGAUGAAGAAGAGGAGGAGAUUAGGACAACUGUUAGUCACGGAUACCAUGUUGAGACAUUCUCCACAUCCAGAGAGCAACAGCAGGAAGAUCAGAGAGCUAAGAGGUCUCAUCACUGCCCACAUUGUGAAGAGAUUUUCCCAUUUCUAUCAAAGCUAAAAAUACACCUAAAAAUACACACAGGAGAGAAGCCUUACUCCUGCUCUGACUGUGGAAAAUGCUUCAAAACAUCAACGGUUCUAAAACUUCACCAGAGAACACACACAGGAGAGAAGCCUUUCUUCUGCCCUGACUGUGGAACUCGUUUCUCUCAGCUUUCCCACUUAAAAUCACAUGAACGUAUACAUACAGGAGAGAAGCCUUUCUUCUGCUCUGACUGUGGGGCGAGUUUCUCUCAGCUGAGCCCCUUAAAAACACACCAACGUAUACACACAGGAGCGAAGCCUUAUUCCUGCUCUGACUGUGGGAAAUGUUUUAAAACAUUAUAUGAGCUAAAAGUUCAUCACAGAACACACACAGGAGAGAAGCCUUACGUCUGCUCUGACUGUGGAAAAUGCUUCACAACAUCAACAUAUCUAAAAGUUCAUCAGAGAACACACACAGGAGAGAAGCCUUAUUACUGCUCUGACUGUGGAAAACGUUUUAAAACAUCAAAUGAGAUAAAAGUUCACCAGAGAACACACACAGGAGAUAAGCCUUACUUCUGCUCUGACUGUGGGGCGAGUUUCUCUCACCAGAGCAACUUAAAAACACACCAACUUAUACACACUGGUGAGAAGCCUUACGUCUGCUCUGACUGUGGGGUUAGUUUCUCUCGACUGGAUACCUUAAAAACACACCAACGUAUCCAUACAGGAGAAAAACCUUACUACUGCCCUGACUGUGGGGAGAGAUUCUCUCAAAAGACCAACUUAAAAGUUCACCAGAGAACACACACAGGAGAGAAGCCUUACUUCUGCUCUGACUGUGGGGCGAGUUUCUCUCAGCUGGGCACCUUAAAAACACACCAACGUAUACACACAGGAGCGAAGCCUUAUUCCUGCUCUGACUGUGGAAAAUGCUUCAAAACAUCAACUCAUCUAAAAGUCCAUCAGAGAACACACACAGGGGUGAAGCCAUACUCCUGCUCUGACUGUGGGGUUAGUUUCUCUCGACUGGAUACCUUAACACACCAACGUAUCCAUACAGGAGAAAAACCUUACUACUGCUCUGACUGUGGGGAGAGAUUCUCUCAAAAGACCAACUUAAAGCACUCCAACUAAUACAUACAGGAGAGAAGCCUUACUCCUGCUCUGAUUGUGGGAAGAGGUUCUCCCUAUCGGGUACCUUGAAAUCACAUGAACCUAUACAUACAGGAGAGA
Molecule: messenger RNA, 1879 nt
Organism: Oncorhynchus nerka (sockeye salmon)
Lineage: Eukaryota; Metazoa; Chordata; Actinopteri; Salmoniformes; Salmonidae
Product: zinc finger protein OZF-like
Exons: 4
Coding region: 212-1780 (522 amino acids)
Source: RefSeq, a predicted model, not a curated record